Messenger RNA from Parastagonospora nodorum SN15, 327 nucleotides. RefSeq lists its product as hypothetical. The record is from RefSeq and is a predicted model, not a curated record. NCBI's taxonomy places the organism in Eukaryota, Fungi, Ascomycota, Dothideomycetes, Pleosporales, Phaeosphaeriaceae. The transcript is spliced from 2 exons. The coding region runs from base 1 to 327 and encodes 108 amino acids.
AUGCCUCCGCGCAGCUUCAUGCUCGCAACCGAGAUCCACGAAGUGGACCUCAUUCAAACCAAAGUCGAGCUCGACAUGGAGCUGCACGGGGGCCCGGCCCAACAAGCAGACGAAUGGAGGGCGCUGCUUGCGCUCCACCUGUUCUGCAGAGCGGUUCGGGGCGUCCUGCGCGGUCUAUACCGCCAGGCCCUCGCGGAUGAGUUGACUAGAACGAGAGGAUUGCUGCGUAGUGGGGAGGAGAGGAGAAAGAGGAAGAGAAGGAGGAAGAAGCAGAACGGAGAACAAGAGGGAAAGGGCCGUCGCCUCGAGAAGACAUUUUCAGUUUGA